Molecule: messenger RNA, 1038 nt
Organism: Arthroderma uncinatum
Lineage: Eukaryota; Fungi; Ascomycota; Eurotiomycetes; Onygenales; Arthrodermataceae
Exons: 2
Coding region: 1-1038 (345 amino acids)
Source: RefSeq, a predicted model, not a curated record
AUGAAGCAGACGAACGCCUGGAGAAAAGCCGGGGCUCCUCUUCCCACGUCCAACGAGGCCGAUGUCUGCGAUGCAGAGACACGGCUGGACGUUGACCUGAUGCUCCUCGACUACAUCGUCUGCGCGGCCAUAACGUCCAUACUGCAUGAGCGCAUCGCCGAGAGAGAGGGGACGGAACUACAGGGAAUCCAGGGCUGUGACAGAUGGCUAGAGGUAUCAGAAGCUACGCUCCAUCUCUUCAAGACCAAUAACCCUGGAGAAACCCUCUCAUCAGAUAUCAAACUUAAGAUCCAGACUCUUAAUUUCACAAACCUCUUCUUUAGACGGUUUAGACGGACUGCCUACCUGCCUUCUCGCUCAACCUUGGCUGCACAGCGCAAGAGGAGCGCAGACAGGGCCAAGGAAUGGCUGGAAGAAGAGGGAUUCCCCGAGACAGGACUGUCCCAGGACACUCUCGAUAAGGCGUUUGAGGAUUCCGAACCAAUCUCGUCUAGCUGGGUAGACGAAAACCGACAAGCAUUCCUUGCCCACAUGGGCGUAGAAGAGUCGGAGGAAUAUGAAUUCGACCAAGACACAUCUAUAACCCUACUUGAUAUCCUACCUGAACUUAUGGAGCUUUGCGACUCGGUCCCGGGAGCGGUUAGCGAGGAUUUCUGCACAGUUGCUGCCUUUUUUAUGUUACACGCUGCAAUAGAACAGGGCCUUCUCUACGGGCGGACAGGGAGGGAGAUUAUUGAUGAAGCAUUUGCGUGGGGCGGAGGAAACGAUGACCAGAGCUGGAUUGAUGCGAGAGACAGACACAGACAGUCGCUCUACCCCAGGGACGAUACGGACUAUGGCGAGCAGCUGAAGAGGAUGAUAUUCAACCACCCUCCGUUCGAAUUCGAGGGCCAGAUACUGAAGUUAAUAAGAGACCUGCAACAGAUGUGGGAAGCGCCCGUUCUCAAUCAGCUGGAACAAGGGAAAUUAUUUUCAUUAGAUAAAGAUGAGGUGGCGGCGUUUAAACGGCGCGUGAUAUUUACUGAUUUAGGAAAUUGA